This is a messenger RNA of Cotesia congregata, 2268 nucleotides long. Lineage: Eukaryota; Metazoa; Arthropoda; Insecta; Hymenoptera; Braconidae. The record is from the annotation of a GenBank genome assembly.
AUGUCUUACAAUCGUGGAAUUAAACGUAAUUCCUCAGGGAAUCGUAAUUUUAAUCGUAACGCUGGAGGAAUCGGCAUGGGGGUUGGCAGUACUCAGAGCCGUGGAUUAAAUCCUUGGGAGAGUGGUGUAAUGCCUGGUCGCGGAAUUUUACCUACGCCGAGUAACAACAAUCUCUCGUUAAAUUCACCGCAAGCUCAACUAGUCAUUGCAAGUAAUCUUCUUAGUAAUCUUCUGAGGACUCAACAAGAUACUCAGCCUCAAGUUCCAUCACUUCUGAGUUUAGGAACAGGUUUAAAUGGACCUAAUUCGAACUUCCGUAGCCCACAGAGCUUUUCAAACAAUCGUUAUAGUGAUAGACAAGGGCGAGGAAAUUUGAAAAGUCAACGUUCACAGCCAUACAGCAAUAAGAUGGGUAAUCGUGCUCGCGACGCUGUCGCUAAUCGACGUGGCCCAUCAUCCGCACAACAUUCUCGUGCGCAGUCCAAUCAACGUAUCAAUGGAAACCAAAAUCAACAUCGCAACGAUAAAUCUAAAGCUAAUUCUGAUUCGAAAAAAAACCAGACUGUCAAAAAGGAACAGCAGGAUCCUAAGAGUGUUGAUAAUGAGAAAGCAGAUACCCAGCCUAGUGCGAAAAGUGAGGAAGAUGAGACUGUCAAGAUAAAAGAAGAAGAAGAAGAAGGAGAUGGCGAGAAAGAACAAACUGAAACAACUUCAGUUGAAGUUACUGAAAAUGAUGACUCGAAGUCGAAAGAUGAAUCGGCUAAAAAAUCAGAAAACGCUGCUAAAGGUUCACCAUCAAAGAAGACGGAAGAAUCAGCAUCGACAGGAAAAAAAUCAGAGGCUAGACAUGCUGAAAGCCGAUAUGCAUCAGUGCCAAUCAGCCAAAUGUUUUGUCAUGUCUGCAAUAAACACAUGUGGGAUGGAUUUUCAUUUGAAAAUCACCUUCGAGGUCGAGCUCAUCAACUUAUGAUGGAAAAACUCGAUGAAUCAUACAAACUGAGAGUUGAUUUUAUGAGACAUGAAUUAAAAAUAUUUUUACAUCCUCGUUGUAUUGCUUGUGCUAAAGAGUUUCCAUCACGCAUAGAGUAUGAUGAACAUUGUUUGACACCAGGUCACAUGGCAAAUGCUGUUCAAAUUGAAGAACAGAAAAAAACAAAAAAAAAUAAACUGGCUAAAGGCGAGUCAGAAGUUCGUACAGGAGAUGAUGAAGAUAAAGAUUCUGGAUCUGAUCCUAAAGCCAACGAUAAUGAUGAUGAACUUCCGGAGAAUACUGAAUAUAUUACGGAUAUUAAAGAAGAUAUUGAUUUGACAAAAUAUAAAAUUCCUUCUUACAAACAUUGCCGUCAAAAUCAAUUAGAAAUGGGAGCUUCAAUGAUUAAACAAGUAGAAGGUUUUCAUUGUGAAAAAUGUAGGCGGUUUAUGUUAACUGAAGAAGACAUGAAGUCUCAUUUGCGUACGGUGACUCAUUACCGAAACUUUGUUGCCGAAUUAAAAGCUUUAACUACUCCGGCAGCUGCUGAAUCUAAUGACGAAAAACCUGUGAUUCAGGAUGACGAAAACAAAGGUGACGAGUGUGAAAGAGAAAAUAAACGACUAAAGUUAGACGACACUCUUGAAUCAGAGAUUAAAGAUGAAGAUGAGCCGAUGAAAGAGGAAAAUAGUUUAAAAGUUUCUCCUGAAAAAACAAAAGAAAAAGAAGAAAACAAAGAGAAAAACGAUAGUGGUAAUGAGAAGUAUGAUCCUAUGGAAGCAGAUGCAGAAUCAGAGGAAGAAAGUAUUAAACCCCAAACUGAUGAAAAAGAAAAAGAAAAAGAAAAAGAAAAAGAAAAAGAACAAGGAGAAGAAAAGAAAGCAGUAGAGAAGAAAAUACAAGAAGAGCAAAAGGAAAAAGAAAAGGAAAAGGAUAAGGAUAAGGAUAAGGAAGGGAAAGAAAAAGAAAAAGAAAAAGAAAAAGAAAAUACAAAUGAAAAUGACAAGUCAAUGGAAGCGUGGGACGAUGGUGAUAAUGAAGCUGAAUUUGGAUUCGGAAAUUUACUUGGGGACGAUAAUGAAAAUCCAGAAGAGCAACCUACAGUUCAGCAAAAUACACCAGUUGAACAAAAGACGCCAUCUACACCGCAGGUGCAGCCAAUGAAUAAUAAACAAUUAUCGGUAUCUCUCGCUGAAACUCCUGCAAAACUAAAUAGUUCUAUAGAUAAAGGAUCAUCACCAAGAGGUCGGAACUACCGUGGAAGAGGUCAUCAACGUGCGCGACGAUCACGUCGAUAA